This is a messenger RNA of Penicillium griseofulvum, 1002 nucleotides long. RefSeq names its product metallophosphoesterase family protein. Gene Ontology annotation, cellular component: cytoplasm. Gene Ontology annotation, molecular function: endopolyphosphatase activity; phosphatase activity. The transcript has a single exon. NCBI's taxonomy places the organism in Eukaryota, Fungi, Ascomycota, Eurotiomycetes, Eurotiales, Aspergillaceae. Gene Ontology annotation, biological process: polyphosphate catabolic process. The record is from RefSeq and is a predicted model, not a curated record. The coding region runs from base 1 to 1002 and encodes 333 amino acids.
AUGUCUACAAAACCUACCAGCAAGAUAUUUCCAUUCAAAACCUUCAUUUCAGACCUAUCGACCAACCUCGUUCCACAGUCCCUUCUGUCAUCUCCCGAAAAUGGCGCUGGCGGUGGACGCUUGGUCAUUGUAGGAGAUGUGCACGGGAUGAGAAAGUCCCUUGAAGAACUCCUUAGAAAAGUCGGCUUUGACAAAAGCAAAGGAGAUCAUCUCAUACUAGUUGGCGACCUAGUCAAUAAAGGGCCCGAUAGCCCUGGCGUUGUUGAUCUGGCUAUCAAGUUAGGCGCUAGCGCAGUGAGAGGCAACCACGAGAAUGCAGUUCUUAAUGCAGCCGUAGAGAUCAACGCUGCAAAGGAUAGUCCACUGCCUUCUGGGGACUUCACUGGCAUUUCGGUCGGACCCGAGAACCCCGAAGUAGACCUCCCUAAGGAUACUGUUCGAGAUCCUGAGAAACCCGAUAAAUGCGCAUCUCCUACAACGCGUGCGACAGCACUAGCUCUUUCGCCGCAUCAGAUCGACUGGCUUGCUGCUUUACCUUUGAUCUUACGUGUCAAGCUACCUCAAGACCUAGCUUCCCCACUUGGCGACACUCUAAUUGUCGUACAUGCGGGUCUGGCCCCUAGUACCUCACUUGAAAACCAAGAUACAUAUGCUGCAAUGCAUAUGCGGAGUCUAAUCCGCACAAUGGGCGAUGAGGACAAAUUAAUACCGUCUGAAACUUCCGGGGAAGAAAGCUGGAUCAUGGAAUGGGACCGUUGGCAAGAUAGUCUAUCGUCCAAGACUACGGUGAUAUUUGGGCACGAUGCAAAGCGUCGUUUGCAGCGGAGCAAAUAUGCGAUUGGACUGGAUUCAGCAUGUUUAUACGGUCACAAAUUAAGUGCGCUUGUGAUUGGGGCUUCCGAUGGAAAGAUUGAUCAUCAGGUUAUUCAAGUCGAUUGUGCUGAUGUGCCCGUUGCCCCAACAAUAUCUGUGAAACAAGGCGACAAGGCAGUGGUUGGAUAA